AUGUGGGUGGGCAGUAGUGACAACUACGCCUAUCUAGUUGUUGACGACAAGAGCAAGGAUGCAGUCAUCAUCGACCCGGCGCAUCCCAAAGAGGUCAGCCCAGUGCUCAAGAAGGCGAUCAGCGAUGGCAAGAUCAACCUCACAGCGAUCGUCAACACCCAUCAUCAUUGGGAUCAUGCUGGUGGCAACGAUGAACUGCGAAGCGACCUGAACAAGCCCACUUUGCCAAUCAUCGCAGGAAAGGACGCACAAUCGGUCACAAAAACUCCAGCCGAUGGUGAGAGCUUCAAGAUCGGAGACAUCUCUGUCAAGGCUCUCUACACUCCCUGCCAUACCCAGGACAGCAUCUGCUGGUACAUGGAAGACGGCGAUGACAGGGUAGUUUUCACUGGCGACACCCUUUUCCAUGCAGGCUGCGGAAAGUUCUUCGAGGGUACAGGCCCGGAGAUGAACAAAGCUUUGAACAAGACUCUGGCAGCAUUGCCAGAUGAUACUCGGGUCUUCCCCGGUCAUGAGUACACAAAGUCAAACGUCAAGUUUGCCAUCUCUGUCAUUCAAAAUGAGGCCAUCAAGAAGCUCCAGAGCUUUGCCGAGAACAACAAGGAGACGCAGGGCAAGUUUACUAUUGGAGAUGAGAAGGCGCACAACCCUUUCAUGCGAGUAGACGACCCAGUCAUUCAAAAGGCAACGGGCGCAACAAAUGGAGACGACGUUAUGACCAAGCUACGUGAGAUGAAGAAUAGCUUUAGGUAA
Messenger RNA from Phaeoacremonium minimum UCRPA7, 753 nucleotides. RefSeq names its product putative hydroxyacylglutathione hydrolase protein. The transcript is spliced from 8 exons. The record is from RefSeq and is a predicted model, not a curated record. Bases 1 to 753 code for a protein of 250 amino acids. Gene Ontology annotation, molecular function: hydroxyacylglutathione hydrolase activity. Lineage: Eukaryota; Fungi; Ascomycota; Sordariomycetes; Togniniales; Togniniaceae.